UGAUAAAACCAAUUCAAUCUCUGAUAUCACAUAUAUUUCUUCAGCACUUAUAGUGUGGUGAGAGAGAAAUUAAGGAAGAGCUAGCUUAAUUGAGUGCUGCUAAUUCUAUGGCUACCCUUGUUGCUCCAAACCAAAAAUCUCCGGUUGAAGACGUUGAGGCUCUACAUAAGGCUUUCAAAGGAUGGGGGACCGAUGAGAAAACCGUUAUUGCAAUACUGGGUCAUAGAAAUGUUCAUCAGAGGCAACAAAUCAGAAAGGUUUAUGAGGAAAUUUACCAAGAGAACCUCAUUAAACGCCUGGAGUCUGAGCUCUCUGGUGACUUUGAGAGAGCUGUGUACCGUUGGAUGCUGGAACCUGCAGAUCGUGAUGCUGUUUUGGCCAAUGUUGCCAUCAAGAAUGGCAGCAAAGGUUACCAUGUGAUUGUGGAAAUUGCUUGUGUGCUUUCAGCGGACGAGGUCUUGGCAGUGAAGCGUGCCUAUCACAACCGUUACAAGAGAUCUUUGGAAGAAGAUGUGGCUACUAACACCACUGGUGACAUUCGCCAGCUGUUGGUUGGGUUGGUGACAGCAUAUAGGUAUGAUGGUGAUGAGGUCAAUGCAAAAUUGGCCAAAACUGAAGCUGAUAUUCUUCAUGAAUCUAUCAAGGAGAAAAAGGGCAACCAUGAAGAAGCCAUCAGGAUCCUCACCACAAGGAGCAAGACACAACUUCUGGCAACUUUCAACCGCUACAGAGAUGACCAUGGCGCUUCCAUAACUAAGAAAUUGUUGGAUAAUGCAUCUACUGACUUCCAGAAGGCAUUGCACACUGCUAUUAGAUGUAUCAAUGACCACAAAAAGUACUAUGAAAAGGUUCUGCGCAAUGCGAUAAAAGGGGUUGGAACUGAUGAGGAUGCACUCACCCGUGUGGUGGUCUCAAGGGCUGAGAAGGACCUCAGGGACAUCAAAGAGCUUUAUUAUAAGAGAAAUAGUGUUCACCUUGAGGAUGCAGUGGCCAAGGAAAUCUCAGGGGACUACAAGAAAUUCAUCCUCACUCUGUUGGGGAAGGAAGAUUGAAGUGAUUGCUCUAGCCAAGGACAUGUCUUUAGUUUGCUUAUGUUGGAUUCGUGUGCUGUGAUUUGGUUAAUUUCCCUAUUUAGAGUGUGUUUUUUAUGAGUUCUGUAUCUUUGUUGUGAGAGUGUGUACUUCUGUUUUAAAUUACUGUUGUUGAUAUUUGAUUAGUAUAAUAAACUUUAAAUAUGUAAUUAAGGUCUGGUUUUCUUAUAAUAGUCUUUUAAAAUUUCCUAA
Molecule: messenger RNA, 1283 nt
Organism: Glycine soja
Lineage: Eukaryota; Viridiplantae; Streptophyta; Magnoliopsida; Fabales; Fabaceae
Product: annexin-like protein RJ4
Exons: 6
Coding region: 108-1052 (314 amino acids)
Cellular component (GO): cytoplasm
Molecular function (GO): calcium-dependent phospholipid binding; calcium ion binding
Source: RefSeq, a predicted model, not a curated record